Abrus precatorius (Indian licorice) is the source of this 366-nucleotide messenger RNA. RefSeq names its product non-specific lipid-transfer protein AP10-like. The record is from RefSeq and is a predicted model, not a curated record. Gene Ontology annotation, biological process: lipid transport. Gene Ontology annotation, molecular function: lipid binding. NCBI's taxonomy places the organism in Eukaryota, Viridiplantae, Streptophyta, Magnoliopsida, Fabales, Fabaceae. Bases 1 to 366 code for a protein of 121 amino acids. The transcript has 2 exons. Gene Ontology annotation, cellular component: membrane.
AUGGAGGAGAAGAAAGUGAUGGGUUUUGUGAUGCUAAUUGCUCUGAUUUUGGGUGUGAUGGUAACAUCAUGUGAGAGUAAAUAUGUGAAGUGCGCAAAGGCUUCACCAUUACUUGUCAACUGUGUGCCUUAUUUUGGGAGCUCACGCACAUGGCCACCGCCAAAAAUAUGCUGUGAAGGAGCAGCACAGGCGAUUAGAGAUUCCAAUGUCAACACUGAAAGCAGAAGAAUCUUUUGUGAAUGUUUGAAGUCAUAUACAGCUUUUUAUCACUUUGAUCCUGUGAGAGUGAAGGGGCUUCCUGAAAAAUGCAACAUUACUCCUUCUUUUCCUGUUGACCCAUUAAUGGAUUGUAAUUCGAUUCCAUGA